Messenger RNA from Hansenula ciferrii, 1068 nucleotides. It is a transcript of the gene KRR1, whose product is annotated as ribosome biosynthesis protein KRR1. The transcript has a single exon. Gene Ontology annotation, molecular function: RNA binding. Bases 1 to 1068 code for a protein of 355 amino acids. Lineage: Eukaryota; Fungi; Ascomycota; Saccharomycetes; Phaffomycetales; Wickerhamomycetaceae. The record is from RefSeq and is a predicted model, not a curated record. Gene Ontology annotation, cellular component: small-subunit processome; nucleolus.
AUGCCUUCAACUCAUAAUAGAGAUAAACCAUGGGAUACUCCAGAUAUUGAUAAAUGGAAAUUAGAAGAAUUUAAACCUGAAGAUAAUGUUUCAGGUCAACCAUUUGCAGAAGAAUCCUCAUUUAUGACAUUAUUCCCAAAAUAUCGUGAAGUUUAUUUAAAACAAAUUUGGCCAGAUGUUACUAAAGCUCUUGAUAAACAUCAUAUUGCAUGUACUUUAGAUCUUGUGGAAGGUGCUAUGUCUGUUAAAACUACAAGAAAAACUUUUGAUCCUGCUAUUAUUUUAAAAGCUAGAGAUUUAAUUAAAUUAUUGGCACGUUCAGUACCUUUCCCACAAGCUGUUAAGAUUUUACAAGAUGAUAUAGCGUGUGAUGUUAUUAAAAUUGGUAAUUUUGUUACAAAUAAAGAUAGAUUCACCAAAAGAAGACAAAGAUUAGUUGGACCAAGUGGUAAUACAUUAAAAGCUUUAGAAUUAUUAACAAAAUGUUAUAUCUUGGUACAAGGUAAUACUGUUAGUGCAAUGGGUCCAUUCAGAGGUUUAAAAGAAGUUAGAAGAGUUGUUGAAGAUUGUAUGAAAAACAUUCAUCCUAUUUAUCAUAUUAAAGAAUUAAUGAUUAAAAGAGAACUACAGAAAAAACCUGAAUUAGCAAAUGAAGAUUGGAGUAGAUAUUUACCACAAUUCAAGAAGAAAAAUGUUGCUAGAAAGAAACCUAAACAAGUUCGUGAUGAUCAAGAAAAGAAGAAAGAAAAGAAAGUUUAUACUCCAUUCCCACCUGCUCAAUUACCUAGAAAAGUUGAUUUACAAAUUGAAAGUGGUGAAUAUUUCCUUAAUAAAAAAGAAAAAAGAGUUAAAGAAUUACAAGCUAAGAAAGAAAAACAAGAAGAACAUAAGAUCACAAGAGAUGAAGAAAGAGCCAAAGAUUAUGUGGCUCCUGAAGAAGAUAAAUAUGAAAAUCCUCUUUUGAAAGAGAAGAAAUCUAAAAAAUCUAAAAAAAGAUCAAGUGAUGAUGCUGAUGAAGAUGGUGAAAAAAAGAAAAAGAAAAAGAAGUCUAAACAUGCUGAUGAAUAG